UCCCCCCAACCUGGAAAUCCUGACCGAAGAGACACAGAGUGAGCCCAGCCCAGCCCAGCCCAGCACGCACCACCGAGAGAGGAGACGACCCCCCCGACGCGACCAUGGCCACGGCCACAGCAGCAACAACAGCACCGGCUGUACCAGCACCGGUACCAGCACCAGGAAGUGGUUUCGACGCUGCGGGCCAUGCCCCGACUCUGAAUCCCACAUUGUCUUCUUCUUCCGCUUCGGUAUCCGCAUCCGCGUCCACAACAGACGACGCGUCUCCUUCAUCCUCCUUUUCCUUCUCCUCCUCUUCGCAGAGCGCUGUCGCAUUCCAUACUCCCUCAGAGUCUGCGACAUCUUCGGCAAACUCGCCCUCUUCACCCUACCACGCCCAUCGCCUGAGCCACAACUCGUCCAAACUUCCCGCCUUUCGGUUCGCCGACUUACACAAGCAGCACCAGCACCACCCACGUCUAGUGCUCCCCUCAUUGCUGCACCACAUCCCGCCGCCUCCCUCGCCUGUCUCGCCUAAAUCUCAAGCGCCUACCAGCCAAAACCGCCCUACUGACACCGUCGCCGACACUGACACUGACACUGAUACGGCCAUUGGCAUUGGCAUUGGCAUUACCACCGCCACUGACUCCGCUUUUCCCACCACCCUGCCAACAACAACGUCAGACUUGCACGACCAUCAGCGACCGCAACACAAAUUCGCCGACCAAUCCGACAAAAACAUUUACUCUCCACAAGAUACUCGGCCGACUUCACUUGGACUGAGCCACGGCCGCCACCCUUCCCACCGCCAACUCUCUCAGCUCUCGUCCCGGAUCUCGAGCCCCAUCCACGAGUUGCCCGAGUCGCCUCCUAAGCUCAGUCCGCGAUCCAGAGCGUCGACCUACCAGCCCAUCCCUACAGCCACAUCCGUCUCACCGAGGCGGCCCGCCUCUUAUCCCGAUUCCCCCGUCAUCGUGCAGUCCUUACCACCCCGCCGCGACGUCGCAGAUCCCAAGUCGACCGCCCUUCCCGCCAGGCUACAAAGUCGACGAGCCGCUACAUCUCGAUCUCGCGAGUCAAAUGCGACCGACCCUGAGUUACCACCACCGCCUGUAGCAGAGACUGACGCCGCGCAUCCCUCCGACACAACCGACGACGCGCUUCCGUCCCCGGCCGACAGGACCACGAAGGACUGGGCCCAGGGCCAGCGUGAGCUGUUGUUACCCAAAACCUUACAGAAUUCGAGUCCGACAGAUGAGAGACGAAGAUCAGUAGCGUCGCGACCCCCCGUUUCUUUCAAAGCUACUGCCGCCGCCGCCGCCGCCGCCACCACUCCGACCGCCUCGGUGCGCGUGGCCCCUAUCCGUUCUUUUCGAUCAUCCGGGUCUCGUCGAAGUCUGGGACUCGACAGCAGCACCUCUACCAUGCGCUCCUUCGAUUUUGGUGAUGACCUCGUCGACUCCAAUCAACGCGACCGCACACUGCGCGCACUCGAGGGCAGACGCGAUGAUGAUUACUCGCAAAUGACACAACCGCUGUCGACCGACGCCGACGACACCACCGGUGACGUCUUUAUGAAGAUCGCGAGACAGGAGCCAACACGUCGUGGCUCUGGAGAUGUUGCGCCAGCGGAGCAACCGAGUGCCAUAACCCGCAUCGCAAGAUCUUCCCAUCGCCGACCCCUGUCCGCCGCUGUCCCCUUGUCUUAUCAUCAUCCCGUCUCCCCGCCCCAGAUUAGUCGUCGACUCUCCGACCAGCAGGAGACGUCGAAAAAACGCGUGCGUCAAUCCGAGGACGACAGUGCCACUGACCCAAUGGCACGCGCGUUGGCGUAUCGAUCACCCCUGACCCGAGACCGCCCCUCGUCUGUUCAUCCCGCCGAGGAUCUUGGACGCGCAAAAACCUUCCAGCCCACCAACCACUCUGCCAGCCGCUCGAUUGUCAACACACCUCGGUCUUUUACCUUCCAAGACCCCAUGGGCGAGAACUCACCCUACGCACGGAGACGGCCUUCGUUGACCGACAGCAACUCCGGCUACUCGGCCCGCAACUCGGCGUAUAGGCAAUCGAACCUCCAAUACGGCCAAACACGCACUUACAACUCUUCGCCAUUGGUUCCCAAGUCGACGGAACCACCACAUACUGAAGCGCAACAGGAUCCUAGUCACGUGGUCGAGGGCACUGAAUCGACAGCAACGGCCUCGACGAAUGCACCCUCGACCGUGUGGGACGAGCUGGACGAUCUCAAGUCGCGAAUUCAUCGAUUGGAACUGACGGGCAAGUUUCCUGCGACCUCUGGCGCCGCGAUGUCUCGAGCCUCAGACGAACGUCCGCCGACCGCAACCAACACCACCAUGUCCACCUCGCCAAAACGAACCUCUGGCGGCAACAGCCAUCCUCACCAUGAUGCUGUCAGCACUACGUCCUCUCAACGCGAGACUCAGCAGCCCAUUCUUCUCUCCGCUGUCAGCAAAUCCAAACCGUUUCUCAGCGACGAAGUCGCCCGGGCACUUGAGGUGGCUGCCACAGAUGCUCUGGCACUCGCCAACAUGAUGGGGACCGCCGGCCAACCCGGACCCAUCUCGAGCGGUGCGAGCACCAUCGGCAUCGGCACGAACCUGACGGAUCGCCAAUUGCGACGCAAGGCCGAUAGCAUCUGCCGAAGCCUGACGGAACUGGUGUUGGCGUUGAGCGAGGAAGCGGCCGGCAACAAGACGGUCCAAGUCAACGUACCUGCCCCUAAAGAAACGACGACUCCCUCUACCCCGACGGUCGUCAAGACGUUUACCGGUGCCGUUGCUCAGCGUCGCCCUAGUAUUACAUCGGAGCAGCAGACCCUCCCGAAACCGAAUAGCAAUGCAGUCACGAGCCCCAGAGCCUUGUCCAAGUAUGAGGAGAGGCGCAACACCAUGCUCAACUCCAGCGCGCUACCCACUCCUAGAUUCGCCCUUCCUCCAGGGACGAUCCCAAGCACGCCAGGAGACGGAAACAAGACGGCCCACAGAAAGUCGUCUUUGUUCAUCGGCCGGUCUCGUCGUGCCGUUACCGAGGAGCCCGAGGAUGGCCGGAGGUCUUCAAUGCUCUUGAGAACCCGGCGAGCAGGCACCGAGGAGCCGGAGGACUCGCGUGAGACUGGCCGCCAAACCUCUCUGCUCCGAUCACGCCGGGGCACCGUUGGCGAAGAAGACGACGAAACGCGGUUCCGCGCCCCCUCGCGAGCCGCUACGGAGCUCACGACACCGGCUCGCGCUGUAUCCCACACAUAUCACUCUCAGACGGCCUCGAACGAGGUGUCUUCGCCGGCUUCUUCUGCCCUCCCGCGCAGACGGUUCGGGGCGUCGUCCCUCGCAUCUCGUCUGGUCGCGCCAUCUACGCCGUCAAUGGCAUCACGGCGGUAUCUCGAGAGAACGCCGGAACGCGAACAAUUCUCGUCGGCCGAGAAACCUACCGAAGAGCGGUCGCAACAAGCUGUAGCGCAGCCGCGACACUUCUCUCUCAGCCACACGUCGCUGCUGAAUCGGGCCAGCAGCAUCAGCCGCAGCAGGCCCAACCGCGACAGCACGAUUACGAAUUCAUCGACGGCUGCCCAGUCGGGCAGUUACCGAUAACGUCUUAACGAAUCACAAUCACACGGAUGAAUGUAUCAUAGAUGUCUUUUCUUACGCCGGCGUCAUUGUUUGUUUGGCGUAUGUUACCACCGCAUGGGUUCGGCAGUGGUUUCCCUGUACUUGUAUGACAAUCGAUGACGGACGGCCGGUUGAUUUGUUGGACUCGCCUUCACUUGGGAAGGCUAGAGCAUCUGUAUAUCGAGCAGUCAAUGAAAAGGUUAAGGAUAGAGGCCCAGGAUGCCUCUUGACAUAUUUUGUCAAAAAGUAUUCUCAGUCCGACCAUGCUGUGAACAGGGCAGGAGAAGCUGGCCGUCUGGCUUCUCUGCCUAGAAGGUUUUGGGCUCAUGAACGUAAGGCGAAGUUGAGAUGUGUUGGGGUCGGACGCAACGAUUGACUUUUUGCUAUGGUAAUCGGCCUCUUUGGCAUCCUAUGAUUGCGAAGCGAUUCGCUAAGAUCCAAGGCUCUGCAAGUUUGAGCCAACUAAGAAGAGGGAGGGGUUCGGGUCCAACCCGUGCGCGCGCUUGUUUGAUUUCUGAGGUU
Colletotrichum destructivum is the source of this 4130-nucleotide messenger RNA. RefSeq lists its product as uncharacterized. The record is from RefSeq and is a predicted model, not a curated record. Lineage: Eukaryota; Fungi; Ascomycota; Sordariomycetes; Glomerellales; Glomerellaceae. The transcript has 2 exons. Bases 105 to 3590 code for a protein of 1161 amino acids.